CCAAUCAGCCGCCUUAUCCUUUCACAUGUAUACCCACCCUCGUCCUCGUGGAAAACAUGAAGAAAAACCAUGGAAUGCUUUUCGCAUUGCAGUGAGAUGACCGCACUUUCUCCGUCCACUCAACGUCAACAGAAACGAAGCUUGGGAAUCGGAGCGAUAUUUUGGUCGAUAAGUGGAGAUACGCGUGCCUAAUAGGAACGGCUUUGGUGAAGUAUGGAGAAAGCUGUUAAUCGGCAGAGGAUUCUGCUGGAGCACUUGCACCCUGCGACUUCAUCUACUCGGCGCAUUCCUCAAUCUGAUCUCUCAUCUGCAAUAUGCUCGGCUUCAGAUAGUUCUGCUUAUCCCAGAAAAGCUGCUUUCGAUGAUGAUAUUGUCAUUGUGGCAGCUUAUCGAACUCCCAUUUGCAAAUCCAAGCGAGGGGGAUUUAAGGAUACACUUCCAGACGACUUGCUUGCCUCUGUACUGAAGGCAUUGAUUGAGAAAACAAAUCUCAAUCCUGCUGAGGUGGGAGACAUAGUUGUGGGAACAGUUCUUGCUCCAGGUUCACUGAGAGCCAUUGAGUGCAGGAUGGCAGCAUUUUAUGCUGGUUUUCCUGAUACGGUGCCACUAAGAACAGUCAAUAGACAAUGUUCAUCUGGUCUCCAAGCUGUUGCUGAUGUUGCUGCCUUCAUACAAGCUGGGUAUUAUGAGAUAGGCAUAGCCGCCGGGUUGGAGUCGAUGACAGUAGAUAGAAUGGGUGCUGAUAGGACUGUUAACCCAAAAGUCGAGAGUUUUGCGCAAGCACGCGACUGUCUUCUUCCAAUGGGGAUUACUUCUGAAAACGUUGCAGAGCGUUAUGGGGUGACCAGGGAAGAACAAGAUCAAGCUGCUGUCCUUUCCCAUCAUCGUGCUGCCGCUGCGACUGCAUCAGGAAAGUUUAAAGAUGAAACCAUUCCAGUUUCUACAAAGAUUGUAGAACCCAAAAGUGGUGAGGUAAAGCCUGUUAUAAUCUCUGCUGAUGAUGGCAUUCGUGCAAAUGCAAACGUGGGGGAUCUUGCUAAGUUGAAGCCUGUAUUCAAGAAGAACGGAUCCACAACUGCUGGGAAUGCCAGCCAGGUGAGUGAUGGUGCUGGAGCUGUUCUUCUGAUGAAAAGAAAAACGGCUGUACUAAAAGGGCUUCCAAUUCUUGGGAUAUUCAGGAGCUUCAGUGCUGUGGGCGUGGAUCCUAGUGUGAUGGGAAUUGGCCCGGCAGUUGCUAUCCCGGCGGCAGUUAAGUCCGCCGGUCUUGCACUUAGCGACAUCGAUUUGUUUGAGAUAAAUGAGGCAUUUGCUUCCCAGUAUGUGUACUGCUGCAAGAAGCUGAAUCUUGAUCACGAAAAAGUGAAUGUCAAUGGAGGAGCAAUCGCACUUGGACAUCCAUUGGGAGCUACAGGGACUCGUUGUGUUGCGACGCUGCUACAUGAGAUGAAACGUCGCGGGAAGGACUGUAGAUUUGGCGUCAUUUCCAUGUGCAUAGGGUCGGGUAUGGGUGCUGCUGCUGUACUUGAGAGAGGGGAUUCUGUGGACGACAUGUGCAACGCACGUGUUGCCCGCCGGAACAGCAACUUAUUGUCCAAGGAUGCAAUUUAGACGAUGAAUUGACAUGGGUUCAUUUCUAUGGAUAUUGUAUUUGUGUUGUACCUUCCGUAUUUGGAUAUUGUGAUAAUAAUAGCAACUUCUGGACGCGUUUUUGGUCCCAUCAUUAAGGAUAUGUUUGUUUGCAGAUGAA
Messenger RNA from Andrographis paniculata, 1747 nucleotides. RefSeq names its product 3-ketoacyl CoA thiolase 1, peroxisomal-like. NCBI's taxonomy places the organism in Eukaryota, Viridiplantae, Streptophyta, Magnoliopsida, Lamiales, Acanthaceae. Gene Ontology annotation, cellular component: peroxisome. The record is from RefSeq and is a predicted model, not a curated record. Gene Ontology annotation, molecular function: acetyl-CoA C-acyltransferase activity. Gene Ontology annotation, biological process: phenylacetate catabolic process; fatty acid beta-oxidation. The transcript is spliced from 15 exons. Bases 214 to 1608 code for a protein of 464 amino acids.